ACGAAAACAGCAACAACAACAAGUUGAUUUGAGUUGAUUAGAAUCAUCAUCAUCAUCAUCAUCAUCAUUGUUAUCGUUAUGGUGGAUUGAUAUUGUUCAUUGCGAACCAUUGGUUAUCAGCAUUGUGUUCAAUCAUCAUUUUAAGUUAAUUUAUUUAUUACCAGAUUUUAUUGUUGAGUUUUUUUUCUGUUAAAUUAUAAUAUAUCUAUCGACAAAUUCAAUCAAUGGGACAAACAUUGCGAAGCAUUUCGAAUAGUUUUAAUAAUCAUACAUCAACAAAAAAUGAAAAUCAUCAUGAAUUAGAUAAACUUCCUGAUUUAGCAUCAUGGCCACCAGAAUUAAGUUUAAAUGUAUUGAAAAAUUUAAAUGCAACUGAACUUUGUUUAGCUGCUUGUGUUUGGAAUGAAUUAGGACGUGAUGAUCUACUAUGGCAAUCAUUAUGUCAUUCUGAAUGGCCAUAUACAUCGAUAUAUUUUCGUAAGGAAAAACCAUUAAAUUUUUCCUAUCACAAAUUAUAUCUAACAUUGGAUGAAGCUACCGUUACGUUCAAUGCUGAUUGUCAUCUGGGGAUGAAUUAUUUUUUCAAAAAUAACCUUAUCGAAGAUGAUCCCGGUGAAAUUGCUAAAUUAUUUUUUCGUGCAAAACCAUUAGAUCGUACACAGAUUCGUCGUUAUAUACAAUCAGAUCUCGAUGUUCUUGAUCAUUUAAUCAAUUUAUUUGAUUUUUCCAAUCAAACCCUUUCGGAUGCAUUACGGCAUUAUUUUUCUGUAUUAGAAGUACCAAGUCGUUAUGAUCAUUAUUUACAUAAAAUUGUCGAAAAAUUUGCUUUUCGUUAUGUUCAAUGUAAUCAACCAAUCACAUCGAAUCGACCAAUAAUUCAUACAUCGGAAACGAUUUAUGUUCUUUGUUUUUCAUUGAUUAUGCUUUCAGCUGAUCUAUAUAAUCCACAGAUUAAGAACAAAAUGUCUAAACGUGAAUUUAUACGUAAUGUUCGUCGUGCAUUACGUGUACAAGAUGAUGAAUUCUAUGGCCAUCUUUAUGAUGAUGUUUAUCUUCGUGGUCAUAUAGCUCAUGGUGGUCAUGAUCAUAAUCAUAUGGUACAAAAAUCAUCAUCAUUAUCAUUGGGUCAUUCAUUUGAAAACAUCCACCCAUAUCACCAU
Molecule: messenger RNA, 1160 nt
Organism: Dermatophagoides farinae (American house dust mite)
Lineage: Eukaryota; Metazoa; Arthropoda; Arachnida; Sarcoptiformes; Pyroglyphidae
Product: F-box only protein 8-like
Biological process (GO): regulation of ARF protein signal transduction
Molecular function (GO): guanyl-nucleotide exchange factor activity; protein binding
Source: RefSeq, a predicted model, not a curated record